GCGUACUUCCAAAAAAACAUGAAAUAGAUGAGAGAGGCCAAGGAGCGAAGCAAGAAGGGGCGCGCGAGUUCGUUUGGGACGUUCUCAGGGCCGAUUUCUCUCUCUGGAAGCUUCUGGCCUCGAAGCUUCUGGCUCGUUCUCGGCCGCACUCUCUCGCCCUCUUCUUCCCCACGGUCGUUAGCAGCGAUGGCGUCGUUAUCUUACUGGAUAAGACCGGAGGUAUAUCCUCUGUUUGCUGCAGUCGGUGCUGCUGUCGGUCUAUGCGGCUUUCAUUUGACGCGAAUGGCCACCUCCUCGCCGGAUGUGAGAGUAACAAAAGAGUCGAGGGCUGCGGGAGUUCUCGAGAAUUUUGAGGAAGGAAGAUCAUACAAGUACCACCCCUUGCGCGAGCUCGUCAAGAACGUCAAGCCAGAGAUUAUGCCCGUGCUGAAUCAGAGAAUGACUACUGCAUAAAGUGUGGAAGAUGGGGGGGGGGGGGGGGGGGGGAGGGGAUUGUUGUGAAGAAGAGUCGAAGGAAACUAAAUUAUGUACAUAGUGAUGUGUAACUCGAUUGUUUUCUAAGUGUGAGGGAGCAGAAGGUGUGCAGUGGACAAUUGACUUGUGCUCAGUUGACACCGUCGUACUCUAUUGGUAGUAGCCAAUCUGCAAGUUACUUCGCAAUCAUUGCUUUUUUUUUCUGUUUAGGGUUAUCAAUUGGGUUAGUUCGAUUGUGAAUUGAA
This is a messenger RNA of Chara braunii, 719 nucleotides long. The record is from the annotation of a GenBank genome assembly. Lineage: Eukaryota; Viridiplantae; Streptophyta; Charophyceae; Charales; Characeae.